This is a messenger RNA of Rhizoctonia solani, 1407 nucleotides long. RefSeq names its product Fungal specific transcription factor domain. The transcript is spliced from 6 exons. Gene Ontology annotation, cellular component: nucleus. Gene Ontology annotation, biological process: positive regulation of transcription by RNA polymerase II. The record is from RefSeq and is a predicted model, not a curated record. NCBI's taxonomy places the organism in Eukaryota, Fungi, Basidiomycota, Agaricomycetes, Cantharellales, Ceratobasidiaceae. Gene Ontology annotation, molecular function: transcription cis-regulatory region binding; DNA-binding transcription factor activity. The coding region runs from base 1 to 1407 and encodes 468 amino acids.
AUGCCGGGAUUCAGCACCACCGAACUAAUUCAGAAUAACGAUAUCCAGAUAUUGGAUCUUGGAAUUGAUGUUAAUAGUUUUGUGGACGCAUUUGGGAGCGGCUAUGCUUUUGCUGAAGCUCUCCUGGCCAAUUCGACCUUUCAAUCACCCGAGUCUCGUCCCCUAUAUAACCCAUCCCAAGCUCGAAUAUCGAUAUUAGGGCAGGAUGAAUACACUAUAGGCACAGAUUCUUUCUUGGACGAUGACGAACAGGAAUUCAUCAAACUACCAGAAUGGAGACCAAGGGCCUUGGAGGCUUUGAGCCCGUAUAUUCCAGAUACCGACCAAGCCAAUUGGUUGAAUGCCCUUAGUUCAUACUUUACUUUUAUCUCCCGCUACACAUACGAACCUAGCAAGUUACUGAAGGUAACUAAAAAUCUUACUGUGGGCUAUAUAUGGCUGAGCUCUGCACGCCUUGGGCUACUGGGUAUUGCCGCCCUUUUCCAUUCACAACUCAUUGAGGCAGCUAUCACUUCAAUCCAACGCGAGGUAGCACAACCUGGAAUACCCAUAAACGCUAGCUUAGCGGGAAUCUCAAUGAUUCUCUCAUAUCAUUGUUUCUCAGGCAACUCAAGUGCAUAUCUGACGUGGAUCGAGACCGCGCUACCUAUGAUAAAAGCGCUGGUUGGUUCCAAGCCGGUGGCAUUACAUCGGCUGCAUGGUUUAGAAACUAUCGAUGUUCGAACCUUUGUUUGGGGCGACAUUUUCACUGCCAUCUCUUCAUCACAGCCUACGAGACUCGUUUAUGACUGCAACGCCGAAGUACUCCUAAAAAAGAACCGAGAGGGACCAAAUCUUGUUGGUGCGGAUAUGGAAAUUGGACUGGAGUGGUUGUGUGGACUUCCCGACGCAAUGCUGCUACUGAUAAUCCAAAUAAUCAACCUGCGUCACUCAUCCCUUCCCGAGACAGAGCGUUUCGCCCAAGCAGCAAAAAUUGAGAGCGCACUGAGGGAUUGGAAGGUCUGGCCAAGCGAGACAACAAAUUCGGUAAUGAGGGUACGGCGCAUGGCGACACAGGAGAUUUGGCGGCAUUUUACAAUAUUGUACCUUUAUCAGGCGAUUCACAAGGCUUCACCUAGUCACGAAGUAGUGCAACACUGUGUAAGCCAGAUCUUCAAACUUGGGUCAACUCUACCCCUAGGAAGGAACCCGGAUUGUCUGUUGUCCGUUCCCUAUUUUGUUGCUGGAACCUUUGCAAUUUCACCCAAACACCGACAGUUAUUUAGGAGCCGACUGCUCGGGUGUGGCUUGGAGGCAUAUGGACAGGCAUUAGCGAAAGCAUUGGAAGAACUCUGGCAGAGAUCACUCGACCCUAGCAAACAUGAUGAUUGGACUACGAAGUCUCCGCCUAUUGUUAUUUUUUCUUGA